GCUCUUUUAGCACUGGGGUGUGCAGUGUGUUCUCUGCUGUCGUACCACGGAGAGAGAAAAGGGACAUUCACUGAGUUUCUGCAGCCCUCGAUUGACUGACCGGUCAAAACCGGAAGUACAUUGGAGUGCAUUAUCUUGCCACCUGAACGCUGAAGCGUCUCUGAAAAAACAACAGACAUGCGCAGAAGUGCUCGCCAACGGCUAACUAACGAGUCCAUGCUAUCCGCCCGAGCGGUCGCGGUGGGCUUCUCUCUGAUAACUGUGGCCCAAACGAUGACCUCUGUGGCAGCGACGACAUCCUCGGAACCCCGGGGGCUGCAGGCAUCCGCCGGCCGGGAUGCACGCACCGGGAGCCCGCGGCAGAGGCUCCAGAAGCUGCGGGCGGUUCCCGGUUACAACCCGAACCGAGUGAACGACCUGCUGCUCCUCCGGGCCGACACCGACCACCUGACCGCCACACAGCCGAAGGAGAGCAGCAACAACCGGCAUGUUGUGUUCUUCCACGGGGAUAUUCAGAACUUCGAGGAGGAGAUGGCCGUGCAGCCUGAGGGAUCCCAGUGGCUCUCCUGGAGCCUGGAGCAGGUCGCCCUCACGCUGGGCCGCCGUUUCCCCGACCGCCACGUCUGGGUGGUCAGAGCCUCCCGGAUGUAUCUCCACAAGUUCAGCUGCUACCACAACUUCGUGGAGAGCAACAUGUUCGGGGCUCCGGAGCACUCGCCGUACUCACCUGACUACGGAGCGUUUUGCCACCUCAGGGCGCUGCUGAGCCACGGCAUGGAGCGAGCCAACCUGCCAAACCCUCUGCAGACACAGGGAGGCGCUGACGGCAUCCCCUCAGGGUUUUCCCUCACGCUGGUGGGCUUCAGCAAAGGCUGCGUGGUCCUGAACCAGAUGGUGUACGAGCUGGCCGGGGCCCGCGCAGACCCGCAGCUGUCUCACUUCGUCAGAUGCAUCUCGGACUUGUACUGGCUGGACGGCGGGCACCCGGGAGGCAGUGAGACCUGGGUGACGGACAAGCAGGUGCUGAAGGGACUUGCUUCCAGCGGAGUGUCGAUUCACGCCCACGUGACCCCGUACGAGGUGUGUGACCCGAUGCGGGCCUGGGUGGGCCGCGAGUACGGACACUUCAUUAAGACCCUGGAGGAGUUCGGGGCCUGUCCGAGUAAGGAGCUGCACUUUGAGGACGAGCCGCCCUCCAUCGAGAACCACUUCAGGGUCAUCCAGGAGUUUUGAGGUUUUAGGUGGGUCGUGAGCACUUCAGACACCACACACACAGUCUGAGCUGAUACUCCCAACGUCACUGAGCGCUUUAAUUUAUUAAGAAUGCAGAUUGAAUGUCUUAUUUGCUGGUCUUACCUCAUUUUUUCUAUGAUUUAAGGGCUCAGAAUUUAGAGCAUGUGACAGAUGCUGGUCUCCUUUUUACUGCUAAAUGCACUUGAUCCGAGUCUGAAUGAUGCAGGGCGCUCCCUGUGGCUCUGAGCAGGAAUACGCAGGUAUGAAAAUGGUCUUUCUUCUUCAGGCUAAAUGUGAUCUUUUACAUUUGAUUCUGGCUCAAACUUCCUGCGGAGCCGUUGAUUUAGAAACAUGAAGUAUUCAUGUUGUUUCAGUUGGAGUUUGCGAAUGAGGACGUUUCUCUAAUUUAAAGGGACAGCUCACCCCAAAAUCAAAAAUACAUGUUUUUCCUUUUACCUGUCGAGCUGUUUACCCAUCGAGGUUGUGUCGGUGUGAGUUGCAGAGCUUUGGAGAUAUCCGCCGUCAACCUGAUACCAAAACCAUUAUCCAUUCCACUUAUCGGCCCCAUUCUUUGUCAAUUUCAGGUUUUUCAGCGUAAACACAAUUGUUUUAUUAUCUCUGACUAAAAAAGUAGAGUUAGCGCUUUGAGAACACAAACCCAGUGCCAUCUGGUUCCAUUAUAUUGGAGAGAAGGCAGACAGGGGGGUGAACUGUCCCUUAUAGGUGUAAAAGAUAAAGUAUAGCUUUGAUUUAUUUUAAUUUCUGCCAUGAUUUUAAACGUAAUGUAUGUUUGGCUGAAGCAGGAACGGCUUAUUACAUUCUCCUUAUAGCUGCACUUUUACUACCUGCUCCUGUUAAGACACGUGAAUGUCUGAAUGUCUGAACUUUACAGUUUCAGACGGCGUCAGUUGGGCUCUCAGUAGUGAUUAUUGAUUGUACUCAAACAGGUGGCCAAUGAAUUAUUGAUUACUUGGUCAGAAAGUUAAAAAAAAAUGGUUUCUGUUGUCAUUCCUUCAGUUUGAUCCCAACUGUGGAUUUUCCACCCAAAUAUUCCCGAUCUGUUUCUUUCAGUUAAAUGUCACAACACAGUCUCACCUCGAGGUCAGUUUAGUAGCUGUUGUUGUGAAGCUUUCGAUCAUAACACGGGAUGAUUUUCAGUAGAUGUAGAGGAGUUGCUUCAUGUGGAUGUUGAGGUGAGAUUUUAGUGUAAGAAUUAACUGUUAAAGUCAUUACCUUCCUUAUUACUUAUCACUUUUUUAAAAAAAAACAUUAACUGAUUGUGUUAAAUUCCUUUUUUCACAUUUGUUUUGAAAAUAUACCAAAUUACCUUUUUAAAAAUGAAAUGUUCAAACUAAACCGACUGUAAUAAUGUCAGAAUGAGGAGUUCUGUUUAAAUGAAGUAAUUUAGAAAGACGUGUAAAUGAGGCGGCGCUUGUUAACUCUGUGGUUAGAAGUUAAGAACCGCUUUGUAUCUACUGUACUUUUUGUUAACUGCAAUAUGUAAAACAUACACACUAGUUUAAUGGGAAUGUGGCAGCAUGUGUAUUAAUAUCUGUAUGAUGUAUUCCAGUCUGUAUGACCUCUGUGUGAGCUUACAUAGCGUCUUUGCACUACGCUGAUGGCUGUAACUCGUUUUGCUGAAUGUAACUUCAGAUCAUUCCAUUAUGUUUACUACUCGCUGUACGCUGUGCUGUGAGUGUGUGAGGACGACGGAGAAGAUUAACUUAAAAAAAAAAGGUGUUUAGCAAGUGCACAGCCAAGUUAUCAUACAUUAUUUUAAAUCAUCUGCUUGCUAAUUGGUAUACGUUGUCCUGUCAACGGUUACAGUGAGGGAGAGGCUGCAACACAGAAAUAUUUCUGAGUAGUUUAAUAAGAGGAGUUUGUUUCUCGUCAGUCAGCAGGGGGCAGCAGUGUAGAACAAGUAAAGUGACUCAAAGACAACAAAAAGAAGACAUCACAUACUGUGUUGGAUAUUUUCUACAACCUUUAAUGAGCUUUUUCAGUUUGCUUUGUGAUGCUUUUACAUAUUAGCCUGCAGUUGAUCAGAAUACAAAGGGGAUUAUGUCUUUUUUUUUUUUUUUUAGUCAUUUCAGACGCAAUCAGAAUGCUCAUACAUUAAAAAAAUAUAAAAUGCAAAAUAAACAUACAUUUCUUGCACAUUU
Messenger RNA from Dicentrarchus labrax (European seabass), 3395 nucleotides. It is a transcript of the gene cunh2orf69, whose product is annotated as chromosome unknown C2orf69 homolog. The record is from RefSeq and is a predicted model, not a curated record. Gene Ontology annotation, cellular component: mitochondrion. The coding region runs from base 178 to 1233 and encodes 351 amino acids. NCBI's taxonomy places the organism in Eukaryota, Metazoa, Chordata, Actinopteri, Moronidae. The transcript is spliced from 5 exons.